Molecule: messenger RNA, 396 nt
Organism: Archocentrus centrarchus (flier cichlid)
Lineage: Eukaryota; Metazoa; Chordata; Actinopteri; Cichliformes; Cichlidae
Gene: bncr
Product: bouncer
Exons: 2
Coding region: 1-396 (131 amino acids)
Biological process (GO): sperm-egg recognition
Cellular component (GO): membrane
Source: RefSeq, a predicted model, not a curated record
AUGACAAGCCUGAGAAUAUUGACGGCCCUGGACACUACUGCUUUGUGGCUUUGCUUUCUCCUUCCCUCGGUGCUCUGUGACAACCUGCUUUGCUACUACAGCCCCAUCCUGGAGAAAGAGAUGUCUGAGCUCAUUGUGACCGAGUGCCCUCCCAAUAAGGUGUGCUUUAAGUCAAAUGGCCGGUAUGGGAACCACAGUGUCCUGUCAGCCAGGGGCUGCAUGGCAAAAAAGGACUGCAGCCAGCAGCAAAAAAUCCACUUCAAGGGGACAACCUACACCAUAAGCUACAACUGCUGCGAUCAGCCAUACUGUAACUCAUGCCUGAACGUUGCAGCGGGACCCCUCUAUAUCACUUUAACACUUGUAGCUGUAGGUGUGAUGGGUGGCAGUUUUUGA